Molecule: messenger RNA, 1758 nt
Organism: Vigna radiata var. radiata (mung bean)
Lineage: Eukaryota; Viridiplantae; Streptophyta; Magnoliopsida; Fabales; Fabaceae
Product: bifunctional riboflavin kinase/FMN phosphatase
Exons: 10
Coding region: 524-1627 (367 amino acids)
Biological process (GO): glycerol biosynthetic process
Molecular function (GO): sn-glycerol 3-phosphatase activity
Source: RefSeq, a predicted model, not a curated record
UUCUUCUGUUUUUGUUGGGAUUUCAGUUUCUAUUCCAAAAGAUUCUUUACACGGUUAUUCAAUAGCUCUUUCUGUUAAUAAAUGAAAGCGAAAUAUACGUAGCAGAAAAUAUUUUUGUGCGUGAAAGUUUUUUUAACAGCUUCAUUCUGGUUGUCGUUUAGGAGAGAAGACGGAAUAUCCAAAGUUUAAUGCGGGCGACGCCAUCAACUAGAGUUCGGAAUACGGAGAAGAGUGCGAAUACGAUACUAUCAUUUGUCAAACGGUGCUUUCAUUUCAUAUGCUAUUUGAAUGGUUUGAAGCCAUUCAUAUUGCCAUUGUUAAGGAUUCUUUCGGUCUAUUUCAUUGUUUGAUGGUUGUUCGAACAGAACCAUAAGAUUUAUGAACUAUUGCUCGUGGAAUAGAAUGGAAUGCCUUUCAAGUUGCAUUUCCAUAAACACACAGAUCUUGCAUUCUUUGUAGUAUAUAUAGGACACUCUCAUCCAUUUACCAACCUCACAUUGUUUCUAUCAUUUUUGGAGCUGAAAUGAGUUGCUGCUGUGAGUUUCAAGGCUGUGAUAAAGGAGCCAAGGUUUUGGGUGUCAUUUUUGACUUGGAUGGCACCCUUCUGGAUACUGAAAGGGCUAGUAGGGGUGUCUUGAAUGAGUUUUUGGCUAGGUAUGGAAAAGAACUGGACAGGGAGAAGGAAGACAAGAAGAGGUUGGGGAUGACACAAAAGGACACAGCAACUAUAAUGGUUACGGACUAUGAACUUCCGUUGACACCCGAUCAAUUUAUCAAUGAAAUCACUCCUAUGUAUAGGGAAAGGUGGGCAAAGGCCAAAGCACUACCUGGUGCGAAUCGCCUAAUCAAACAUUUCCAGAAAAAUGGAGUUCCAGUGGCUCUUGCCUCAAAUUCCUUGCGAGAAUAUAUAGAUGCAAAAAUUUCUUAUCACAAAGGUUGGAAAGAAAGCUUUUCUGUAAUUCUAGGAAGUGACCAAGUUAAAGCUGGGAAGCCUUCUCCAUAUUUUUUUUGCAGAUUUGAAGAAGCUGCCAAGAAAAUGGGUGUAGAUGCAAUUAAUUGCCUGGUGAUUGAGGAUUCCUUGGUUGGCGUCAAGGCAGCCAAUGCUGCACAAAUGAAGAUUGUGGCUGUCCCAUCUCAAAGGGAAGCUGAUUGUAACGGGCUAGCAAAUGUUGUUCUUCAUUCACUUUUAGAGUUUCAACCUGAGCUAUGGGGUCUUCCACCCUUUGAUGACUGGUUAGAUGACACAUUACCUAUUGAGCCAAUUCAUCUGAGUGGUUUGUAUGUUACUGGAUGUCUAGAGGAAUCCACAGACAAUGCAACACUUGCUCUUCCUGAUCAAGCUGUCGGGCUUUACUUGGGAUGGGCCAAGAUCGAUACAGAUAGGAAAUUCAAGAUACUGGCUAGCAUUAAUUUGGACUUCUCCUGUGUUGCCUAUAAAAGAAUACGUGUUUAUCUUGUUGAUUCAAACAGUGACCUGAAACAGAAGCAGAAGAUGCAAAUCAGUCUUGUUGGCUACAUAAGAACGUGGGAUAACAAGGAACUCUCUUCAAUUGCUUUUGAUAAACUCGACGAGUACAAGUCUACUGCAAGAGCUUCACUGGAUUUGCCAUCAUUCGCUUGUUUAUAGAAAAGCUUCACUUCGAGGGGACAUCCAAGAGACCAUAUAUUUCGAGAUGGAUGUAACAAGUAUGCAACUUGUUGCAACUUUCUAGCAUGUACUUUUUACUUAACGCUAAUAAAAAAUAAUAGAAUUAUUAU